CCUGCACUCCUUCCCCUUUUUUAAGCUACCUUUUUUCAUAUAAAACCAAAACUUUUAAAUAUCCAUAAAAAAAAAUCCUUAAUUAUAUUUUUUGUUGUCUUUUUUUCUCAUAAAAAGUGUCUUUUGUAUAUUUUGUUCUUCAUAAAGAUUGGUUUUUUUCUAUCAUUUUAAUUUCUGAAAAAAAAGUUUAUCUUUUUAUUUUCUGGGUAUUUGUUUUUUUGAAGAAAAAUAAGCUAUAAAAAUUAUAAAAAAUUAAAAUUAAAAAAACAUGAAGUUUUGCAAGACAUAUCAAGAGUACAUGCAAAAUUGGGAGAGAGAGUUUCCAGGAGUUGGAUUCAAAAAUUUGAAGAAAAUUCUGAAGAAGUGUAGGCAUGACAUUGAUUCCCACAAUUCCUGUGAUGAUAAUGGUGAUUUAAUUCCUUCUAAUUGCCCUCAUCAAUGUCCUGUAUGCGAUGGUACAUUUUUCCCAUCACUUCUCAAAGAAAUGUCUGAUGUAGUGGGUUGUUUCAAUGAGCGUGCUCGAAAGUUGCUUGACUUGCAUUUAGCAACGGGGUUUAAGAAGUAUUAUGUAUGGUGUAAAGGAAAGCAUAACCAUGUAUCUUUGAUUCAAGAGGGGCAGGACCUUGUCACUUAUGCCAUGAUCAAUGCAAUUGCAGUUCGGAAAAUUUUGAAGAAAUAUGAUAAGGUUCAUUAUUCUAAGCAAGGUCAAGAAUUCAAAUCACGCGCUCAGAGGAUGCACGUUGAGAUCCUCCAAUCGCCAUGGCUUAGUGAGCUCAUGGCCUUUCACAUUAAUUUAAGGGAUAAAAAGGCAAACGCAAGAACGGGACCUUAUUUGUUUGAGGGCUGCGUUCUUAAAUUUACAGAUGGAAAGCCGUCACUGACUUGUGAGCUCUUUGAUUCUGUGAAGGUGGAUCUUGACUUGACUUGUUCUAUUUGUUUGGAUACAGUGUUUGACCCUGUUGCUCUUACCUGUGGCCAUAUAUUCUGCUAUAUGUGUGCCUGCAAUGCUGCAUCUGUGACUAUAGUUGAUGGCCUGCAGGCCACAUCUCCAAAGGAGAAGUGUCCAUUGUGCCGAGAGCCUGGGGUGUACGAGGGCGCUCUGCACUUGGAGGAGCUUAAUAUUUUAUUGAGCCGAAGGUGCCAUGAGUACUGGGAAGAGAGACUUCAGUCAGAAAGGUUGGAGAGGAUAAAGCAAGCAAAAGAACAUUGGCAAUUUCAGUGCCGAGCUUUCAUGGGUGUUUGAACUUAAUUGCAGGUGCUGAUUCCAUCAGCCUUGUUAGGUGAUCGACCUUUUGGAUUUAGCUUCUUGGAUUUGCUUUAAUUUGAUUGUUGAAAGCCUUGGGCCUUUACCCUGGUGCAUAUUUUCCAGUUUUUGUGCAGUAAUAGCUUUGUUGUCUGUAAAAUAAAAACUUUUUAACCAAUAAGGUACUUCGUUGAGUGGUCAGACAGAAAUCUCUGGUUGGACUGUAGAGUGCUUUACCCUUUAGGUGUUCGGAAAAGAAUCCAUUUCUCUGGUUGGAUUUUUUAGUGCUUUAGGAAUGUUGAGUGGAUCAUAAGCGUGUAAACUUAAACCCGAUAAAAAUUAGCAUGGGAAUGGGACUAUGAAUGACUAUUAUUCUCUUUUAUUCCUUUAAGUGAACUUGAAUGUUAGUGGGAAAUAUUUGUCUACCAAUUACCUCAGCAACCAGUAGCCUUAAACCAAGAAUUUAUUAUAGGUGAUAGCAAGUCUUCCUGGGAGGAGUUUACAGUAGUUUUGUUUGGUUGGCACAAAUUUAGACUCAAUCUCAAACUAAGUUCGAGCUUGUCAAGCUCAUAUAUUAUAGGUUUGGCUCAAUUCAUGUACCUUAUGCUGAAGAUAGACAAAUCAGAACAUGAUGCCCAGUUUAGACCUUGUAAUACUUCUUAGUCAUUGAAGUACUUACUGGGGUAGUUUCUUUCAGUCACGGAUGAUUUGGUGAGCCAGUCAUAAAUGAUUAUUGUUUUUUGGCUCACGAAACGCCAAAGAAGAAGAAAGCUAGCAUGGAGCUUUAUAGAUGAUAAUAUGCCUUUUACUGAGACAGUUUCUUUCAGUCACGCAUGGAUGAUUUGUGCUAGUCAUAAAUGAUAAUAUGCCUUUUUAACCAUGGAGUUUUAUAAAUGAUAAUUGUUUGGUGGCUCAUGAAAUGCUGAAGAAGAAGAAAGCUAGCAUGUUAUCAACAAUCUUUGAUGUAGACCUGAAUAAAAGCCUAUGAGCUUUGUUGAGAAAGUUCUCAAGAGCAGCGGGGUUUAAACAUCCGGUUGCAGUUUUGCAGUUGGAAGGCUUUCUGUGGAACAUGCUAUGUUCGAGGAACUUAAAGAAUACGAAAAUGGCCAUAAACUUCAAAGAAGCGUGAAGAUACACUUCACUGUCAGCAUAUAAUUAAAUCUUUCUCUGUAAAGUAUGCAUGGGCUGAGCAAUUGUGAUAAUAAGUAGAAUGUGUCGUCAAUGUAAAGGGGUUGAAGAAAAGAAUAGAAAUUGGUUGAUCUAAGGUGACAGUGUAUAUACCCUAGGGCGAGAACCUAGGGUAUAUAUGGUUCAUUGGGAGGUAAUUCAGAUUGCAGGCCUAAUCUCACCAAGUAGGACUUGGGAUAGUUCAAAAGAACUGACGGACUUAAAGGAGAGAAACAAAUGAGAUACUCCGUAUUAGCUGAAGAAUAUAGGACUGAAAGUUAAACGAGGUUGAAGAGGAAAUGAAAGCUGCAUGCUGUUGUAUUUUAUUGAAGGGUACUUGGAGGAAGCAAACGUAGUGGCAGACGAAACAGACAACAUAUAUGCUACCUUGACACUUCAAGCAGAAGCAUAUGCGGUCAGCAUGUUUGUACGAUGAUAGCACAGAUGGAGGCGCCAUGGGAUGAUAGCAUUAAAGGAGGCAAAUACUUGGCCAUGGUUAUAUUCAAAUGAUGUCAAAAGUCUAGCAAACAAGGAUAUUUUAAGAAACUAUUUUAAUGUACUCCAUUUCAAGACGUGCUUUAUUUUUCGUC
Chenopodium quinoa (quinoa) is the source of this 3000-nucleotide messenger RNA. RefSeq names its product probable E3 ubiquitin-protein ligase BAH1-like 1. The transcript is spliced from 6 exons. Lineage: Eukaryota; Viridiplantae; Streptophyta; Magnoliopsida; Caryophyllales; Amaranthaceae. Gene Ontology annotation, molecular function: metal ion binding. The record is from RefSeq and is a predicted model, not a curated record. Bases 269 to 1243 code for a protein of 324 amino acids.